UCGUUUGGAAUUAGGGCGCCACUGGUGAUGGCAUGAAAUCGAAUGGGAGGAAACCCGCCAGUGGUUAGCAAUCAACGACAUUAUUAAUCCCUAGUAAUCCGAAUCCACACGGAUUCAUACCAUCCAACCAGAAGUCCCAAUCAAAAAGUGCGGUGCAUGCACCCAUGGCUCGCGGCGGUCACCCAAUCUUGGCUACAGCGUUGUCUCUCGCCCUGCCCGUCCCUCAGCAGCUCGGGCAGUCACUUCCACAUGCGCUGAGCGAGCACGCCAACCAGCGCAUUGCCGACGUCAGAGCUCCACUGUAUAUAACCCCCGACAGAGCAUUCACCCCUCCUCGAGCCUCCCCGCGUUCCGGCUCUCCACCCGAGCCAACCCCAAACAUCCCAUGAUCUCAUCCUUCUUCAGAUCGAUAUUCACUGGCAAACCAUCUCUCGCAAUGACGGAAGCCGCAAAGACCAAGGCCCAGCAGCUGAUCGAUGAGAAUGCUGUCAUGGUCUUCAGCAAGUCGUACUGCCCCUACUGCACUGCGACCAAGCGCAAGCUGACGGAUCUCGGCGCCAAAUUUAACGCCAUCGAGCUGGACAAGAUGGGCGACGGCAGCGCCAUCCAGGAUGCCCUCGAGGGGAUGACGGGCCAACGGUCCGUGCCCAACAUCUUCAUCGCGAAGAAGCACAUUGGCGGCAACUCGGACCUGCAGGCCCUCGCGAACCUGUCGACCCUGCUCAAGGACGCCGGCGCUUUAGAGUGAGGGAGCUAUGCGUGCUCAUAUCGCAAUCGAAUGGACGCUGCAGCGUUCCACGAAACCUACAUAGACUUACCAGCACCACCCAUGGCAGACAUGGCCGCGGGGGAGGACCGUCCCUUUGAGCGGUAGACCAACCUGUGGGGAGGUCACAUAGAUUUGCCGUCGCGAAAAGGAGAACAAAAAAACGCGAAAUAGCUACGUCCAACUCUAGACACGACCACUUUUGCGCAAAAAUACAAUGUGGAGGAGCCCGGAAGUAUCAUGCAGAUAUCGUGGCCUCAGAGAUACUCGAUCCCCUAUAAGAGGCGGCGAUGGGUCAGGAACUGUCCCAUGGCUGGUCUUUAAUAUACAUUUUGCCGGA
Gaeumannomyces tritici R3-111a-1 is the source of this 1106-nucleotide messenger RNA. Its product is annotated as glutaredoxin-C2. Gene Ontology annotation, cellular component: cytoplasm; nucleus. The transcript has 2 exons. Gene Ontology annotation, molecular function: glutathione disulfide oxidoreductase activity. Gene Ontology annotation, biological process: cellular response to oxidative stress. The record is from RefSeq and is a predicted model, not a curated record. Lineage: Eukaryota; Fungi; Ascomycota; Sordariomycetes; Magnaporthales; Magnaporthaceae. Bases 386 to 748 code for a protein of 120 amino acids.